Danio aesculapii is the source of this 676-nucleotide messenger RNA. It is a transcript of the gene ccdc167, whose product is annotated as coiled-coil domain containing 167. The record is from RefSeq and is a predicted model, not a curated record. The coding region runs from base 89 to 391 and encodes 100 amino acids. NCBI's taxonomy places the organism in Eukaryota, Metazoa, Chordata, Actinopteri, Cypriniformes, Danionidae. The transcript is spliced from 4 exons.
AGGAGAGCGAGUGAAGGAAUCGUGUACGGAAGUAUUUCCUAUUUCCCAACAUUUUUUUCUCUUUAAUAAACCCCUCAAGCCCUCCAAAAUGACCAGAACAAAGACCCUGAAGAAAGAGAAAAUAAGUGUGGCGAGUGAGAUUGACCGCGUAGAAGAGCGUAAGUUACAGUGUAAAAACAGCCUGGAGAGGGCAGAGUUCAGAAAGAGGAAGCAGCAGCUCUCAGACGACGACAGGCUGGCUCUGGAAGAUGAGAUGACCAUAUUGAAUGAACGAGUAGAGAAAUACGAAAAGGAUCUGCAGGUGCUGAGAGGAGAAAACCGGAGGAACAUGAUGCUGUCCGUCGCUCUGCUAGCCAUCAGCGCUCUUUUCUACUACACAUUUAUAUAUUGAAGAGGUAUUUUCUGUCAUGUUAAACACAGAGUAUGAGCUAUGAGGAAACCAAUAUCCCCUUACGUGUUCGCUCAUUAUUCUGCAGCAGGAAAUAUUUGUUCAUGCUGAGGUUUAUGAAUCUCUCAGUGCUAUUUUCAUCAUGAAUACAUUAUGCCAUCUUCAUCUUGGCAUGUGGGAUUGUCUAAACACUGCUUUCUGGUUUUGGCCUAGCAGAGAAAUAUCAGAUUUCUGUACAUCAGAUAUUGGGGAUUUUAUUUAUACGUUGGUCAAAGAUGCUUUAAAUUA